Molecule: messenger RNA, 2520 nt
Organism: Knipowitschia caucasica
Lineage: Eukaryota; Metazoa; Chordata; Actinopteri; Gobiiformes; Gobiidae
Source: the annotation of a GenBank genome assembly
AUGUCUUUGGUUUCCUCCAGAUCGAACCAGCUGUUCUGUUGUUUGGGACACACACGGACCCUCCGCAUGCUGACCGCUCACCUCCUGUUGACCGCUCACCUCCUGCUGACCGCUCACCUCCUGCUGACCGCUCACCUCCUGCUGACCGCUCACCUCCUGCUGACCGCUCACCUCCUGCUGUCCUGGCUCCAACUCUGCUACAUCUGUUGUUGCGUUCUGAUCACUACAGUCCCGGUGCGCGUGCGAGAUGGGCGUGGCUUUGGGCUCUCACGCGGAGAACGGAAACUGGUGUCACCGGAGCGCGCGCGGCGUGGUGAGCACGCUGUCACAAGAGUUUCAAACAGUCAACACCAGAGGAGCAGGACGGCGCUGCUGAAGAAGCCGAUGUCCCUCCACUCGUUUUGGGGCCAGUACUUGGUCUACUUUGAACAUGAAGGCUUUCAGACUCUGGACGACUGCAAGGAGCUCACAGACAAUCGCCUUUACGAGCUCGGGGUUGUUCCCACCGGUCACCGCAGACGCAUUCUCCGCAGUCUGGAGGCCUUCGGAGUGAUGCUUGACGAGUGUGAGGAAGAUGAUAGCAGACGGCGGCGGAAGAAGCCAGUGUUGCAACCCAGACAUAUAUUCAGGGACGUAAAGAGAGAGGCUUCUAGCAUGCGUUCUCAUGGUGAGAAAAGGGGGUGUGACUUAACAGGCAGUUUAACGUUGCCCCCUGGUGCUGGAUUGGGGAAAGAAAUGGACGAUGAUGAAACUCCUGCUUUUCCUCAGCCAGCGCAAAGAGAUCCUCGAAAUAUUGGAUUGUGUUACGUCCCUUGCUCCAACUCCUCAUCAGGUAGCAGCAGCAACAAUUCCUUUUCUGUCUCUGAUGAAUCGUCAGACUGGGAAGACCCCUCUAACAUAGACUCCGCUGAGUGUCCUGCUGAAGUGGCCCAAGUGCAGUCGGAGGAAGAUUUUCCCUUUGAAAUGAUGGUGAACUCGAUCUAUGAAUCCCAGCCUGUUGUCACAUGUCCAAAAGGUCCCCGUCCUACACGCUCCUACCGCCUGAGGCACCGGCCUGUCCCUGAGAUCCCGAAUGUCAUUCUCCCAGACCUUAUACAGGAUAGGAGCGCACCUCUGACGCAAGCGCAGACUGCCGAAAACCUCAGUGGCUGCGAGGGUCCCACCGGUGCAAACGGCAAACAGAAAGCUGCACUUGAGGGAAUCUUGACACCUAUUGUCCCAUAUGGAGAGACAUUCCUGUACAACACCCCUGAAAGCCCUCCGGGCGACGGUGCGGUCAUGGUGGAGUGUGAUCUGUACUCUCAGCUCACAGACACGCAAAAGAGGAGCAAGAACCUGCCUGAAAUCUCUCCAUAUGCUUGUUUCUAUGGGGUGCCCAAACAUGAGGUGUCCAAGAAUGGCUGGCUGGACAAACUGUCACCUCAGGGAAAACAUGUUUUUCAAAGAAGAUGGGUGAGAUUUGAUGGCGAGUCCCUGGCCUAUUAUAACAAUGAAAAAGAAAUGUACUCCAAAGGCAUGAUCCUGGCCAGCGCAAUCCGACAGGUGCGUGUGCUGGGGGAGAACAAGUUUGAGGUGGUUACUGCCCUCCGAACCUUCAUCUUCCGAGCAGACAAAGAAGGGGAGCGCCAGGAGUGGAUGGAAACUCUUCAGACAGCCACACGCCCCCCCGCCUGCGGCUCCCACCCGCGGUCCGGCUGCCUGCGCCCCCCCAGCAUAAACCGGCUUGGUGCUCUGGAGCUGCGCGGCUACAAAGGCAGAGUGCUGGUGUCCCUGGCAGGGAGCAAAGUCAGGCUCUGCAAAACAGAACAGGACUUUAAAUCUGGCCUCGCCAUCACUGAAGUGGAACUUACAGCGGCUCAUAUAAAAAAUAUGGAUCGUAGGAGCUUUGAGAUCAACACACCUUUCAAAAACUUUUGCUUCACAGCCGAGUCGGAGCGAGAGAAGGAGGACUGGAUUGAAGCGGUCCAGGAAUCGAUCACCGAGACGCUGUCAGACUACGAAGUGGCCGAGAAGAUCUGGUUCAACAAGGCCAACAGGAGCUGCGCAGACUGCCGGGCCCCGCAGCCAGAGUGGGCCUCGGUCAACCUGGGCAUAGUCAUCUGUAAAAAGUGUGCAGGGCAGCACCGUUCCCUUGGCCCCAGCAUUUCCAAAGUUCGCAGCAUGAAGCUGGACAGCAGCAUCUGGAGUAAUGAGCUAGUGGAGGCUCUGUGUGCUGCUGUGGUGUCUCCGGAUGUCCUGCACACCAUGAGUCUGGUUUUUACUGGAGCAGACGUCAUGUGUGCCACUGGAGACCCCUCCCACUCCACACCGUACCUACUGGCCCAGCGCGCAGGGCAGAAGCUACAGAUGGAGUUCCUCCAUCAGAACAAACUUGUCUUGUCUGCCUUUGUUCUUUCUCCCACUACUUCAAAGCUGUACUUCAGGCCUCUGCUCCUCUACGAGGCACUCUCUCGACAAGUCCCCUCCCCCACAGUCCAUGGCCCGCCGACGUGGUGGGCGACAGAACUGAGCUCGCCGUAA